Messenger RNA from Prunus armeniaca (apricot), 486 nucleotides. NCBI's taxonomy places the organism in Eukaryota, Viridiplantae, Streptophyta, Magnoliopsida, Rosales, Rosaceae. The record is from the annotation of a GenBank genome assembly.
AUGUCCUACCCGAUGAACAAUCAAGAUGGAGGUGAUAGGACCCAUGGCACAAGGGAAGUUAUUACUAGUACCGAGUUUAAGACCUUCUGUGCAACAGUGGAGGAGGUUCGGCAUUUAUUGUUGGGCAUGGGAAACCAAAACCCUCCACCGCGACCUAAUGGAGGUGCCCGCGUGCAACUUCCUAUUGUUGAGAGACGUCCUCUCCUUAAGAGUGAGGAAGAGUCUGAAGAACUCCUCCAUGAACAGCCCCUGAUCGCACCUAAUCAGAAUAAUCGUAACCAGUACAUGGACGAUUUUCGAAUUAAGGCUGAUAUUCCAUACUUUAAUGGCCACCUAAAGAUUGAAGACUUUCUUGAUUGGUUGGUAAAGGUGGAGCGUUUCUUCGAGAUUACGGAGGUUCCAGAGACAAAGAUGGUGAAGAUAGCUGCCUUUCGUUUGAAACGUAGGGCGGCUGUAUGGUGGGACCAGCUUCAAACAUCACGGUAG